CAACUUUUUAUCCGCUCGCAAUUUUAUUUGAGCUGUACACAACUACCACACCUAUAUUUAUAUGGUAUCUUUAUCUGUAUUUUCCACAAUUUUUGUUUAUUUUCUCCUCUAUUUCCCACUUCUAUUUUUCCAAAUCAGGAAAUUAUAUGCAACUACAACACAAUCAAACCCUAAUUUUAGGUAUCUGUAUAGAAAUUAUAAUUUCGGAGUUGAAAAUUCAAGAUUUGAUAUUUUAAAGAAAGUAUAUGGGUAACGUGGGAAGUAGUUCAAACGGCCGGAGAAGACAAGGGAGUCGCCGGAACCAACAUCCUCCGGCGCCCCAGCCUGAACUUCCGGCGAAUCAAUAUGUAUUCGCAGCUGCAACUCCAUACCCAUCUCAAUACCCGAAUUCGAACCCGAACCCGAACGCCUUGCCCCACCCGUAUUAUCAGUACCCAAGUUACUAUCCUCAACCCCCUUUGCCAGCUCCUUUUGAUCAUCACCAUCGUCCACCUCAUGUGGACCCCACACAUGGUAAUUGGGUUGGUGGGCCUUACCCAUAUGGCCCUUUGGUCCCUCCAGUGGCCCCAUAUGUGGAGCAUCAGAAAGCUGUUACUAUAAGAAAUGAUGUGAAUUUGAAGAAGGAGACUUUGAAGGUUGUGCCUGAUGAAGAGAACCCUGGGAGGUUUCUUGUUACUUUUACAUUUGAUGCAACUGUUGCUGGAAGUGUUACAGUUAUUUUCUUUGCCAAAGAGGGUGACGAUUGUAAUCUUACACCAAUGAAAGAAAGCACAUAUGCACCAGUGACAGUACAUUUCCAACAAGGAUUAGGCCAAAAGUUCAGACAACCCAUUGGAGCUGGGAUAGACUUUUCAAAAUGUGAAGAGUCAGAGUUACUUAAAGAGGGGGACAUGGAUGUGUAUCCCCUAGUAGUUAAGGCAGAAGCGUUGCCAAGCAACCAGAAGGGAUCAGCAGAUGGAAGCCCGGAGUAUGGAGCCAGUAAUUCACAGAUCACCCAAGCUGUGUUUGAGAAGGAAAAGGGUGAAUACCGAGUGAGAGUAAUCAAGCAGAUCUUAUGGGUGAGUGGGAUGAGGUAUGAGCUACAGGAGAUAUAUGGCAUUGGCAAUUCUGCUGAUGGUGAUUUCGAUGUGAAUGAUCCUGGAAAAGAAUGUGUCAUCUGCUUGUCCGAACCUCGUGACACAACUGUUCUUCCUUGCAGACACAUGUGCAUGUGCAGCGAGUGUGCCAGGGUUCUACGGUUUCAAACAAACAGGUGCCCGAUCUGCAGACAACCAGUCGAGAGGCUACUGGAGAUAAAGGUCAAUGACGGAAGUUUGAACUGAGGUCAAACUUUACAUAAUAAAUUUCCUCAGAUUCAAGUGUCUAUACCCCUCUCCUGGUUAUCCUACAUUUCAAUAAUUGACAAGACCUUGUAAGUGUGCGGUUUGGCUUGAUUUCAUGCUCUACACUCCAGUUUAUAACAAAAGACUAUGUAAAAGCAAACAGCUUUUCAUUGAUCUCGCUGACAGUAAAAUUCUUUUCAUGUAUUAUAUACAAAUUUGUUUACCUUAA
Molecule: messenger RNA, 1551 nt
Organism: Daucus carota subsp. sativus
Lineage: Eukaryota; Viridiplantae; Streptophyta; Magnoliopsida; Apiales; Apiaceae
Product: probable E3 ubiquitin-protein ligase LOG2
Exons: 3
Coding region: 246-1322 (358 amino acids)
Biological process (GO): protein ubiquitination
Molecular function (GO): ubiquitin protein ligase activity
Source: RefSeq, a predicted model, not a curated record